Ostertagia ostertagi is the source of this 1485-nucleotide messenger RNA. The record is from the annotation of a GenBank genome assembly. Lineage: Eukaryota; Metazoa; Nematoda; Chromadorea; Rhabditida; Trichostrongylidae.
AUGUUCUACUAUUCUUCAAAUCCUCGCUACGAUAUAACUCUGUGUGCUCAACGGCGUGCGGCUAAUACAGGCAGUGAUUCACGGAACAGAACUCUGCAUUUCCCUUUUGAAAGGUUUGGCGUAGACAAUUGCCAGUGGCUCCUGAAAUGCAUAGUGGGUUCUGUUCUGGUGCGCACAGUUUACGUGGGCCAUCGGACUGGUCGUGUUGCGCUGCUGUCUCGACUCAGUUGCGAACGCGUUGGCACGCGGUUCAAUGUGCGUGGCGCAAACUCGCUUGGAUAUGUCGCCAAUUUCGUGGAGACCGAGCAGGUUCUUGUGUUCGACGAAGGCGAGUGUUCUUUGGUGCAGGUUCGAGGCUCAGUGCCAUUGUUCUGGGAACAACCUGGUGUUCAAGUCGGUUCCCACAAGGUGAAAUUGAGAGCGUUCGAGGCAAGCGGUACAGCCUACCAUAGACAUAUGUCUCGACUGGAGUCGAUGUAUGGGAAGGUUACGGUCGUGAACCUCCUUGGCAGGAAAGAAGGAGAAAGAGUUCUUGCUGAUGCGUUCCGUACGCAACACAAAAGCUCGAAGUUGGCCAAUUCGAUCGAUUUCAUUGAUUUUGACUAUCACUACCAAAUGAAAAUAUCAAAGGAUUCUCUCAAUCAUCUCGUCAGAAAACUUGCCCCUAUCGUUAGCAGCAACUCAAUUUAUCUGGCGUCUGAUGGUAACGUGAAAAGGCGUCAGACAGGAAUUUUACGGGUCAACUGUCUUGAUUGCCUAGAUCGAACCAACUCCCUUCAGACCGCCAUAGGACUUUUGGUUGUAAGGGAUCAAGUAGCUGCAUUGGAACUGGAAAAAGGAAAGGCGUAUAUUGGUCAGCGUAUUGAAGAGAUUCUACGUGAUUUAUGGCAAAAGAAUGGCGAUUUAUGCAGCAAUAUUUAUGCGGGAACGGGAGCGCUCGAUGGCAAGAGCAAGUUGAAAGACGCAUCUCGCUCCAUAGCUCGUACAAUACAAAACAAUUUGAUGGACAGUUCGAAGCAAGAAUCGUUCGACAUUUUCCUCUCUGGGGCGUUUUUUGACUCGCCGAUUUUCGACAAAGCUGUCACCCUACUUCCAAAUUCUAUCCUUCAUGAUGACUACUACUUCUAUGAGUGCGAUGAAGCUGUCGAGCAGGUGGUUAGUCGUUCCUCCGAGAUGACGUCACUCGACCGCAUCAAAAUUUUCAUAGGUACGUGGAACGUGAACGGUGGUAAAAAUAUGCACAACAUCGCGUUUCGUAAUCAGUCGAACAUGGCCGAUUGGAUUUUCCCCAAUGGAACGCUAGUGUCGGUUGAUAAUGUGGACGAGGCUCCAGAGAUUAUUGCGAUAGGACUCGAGGAAUUGGUUGAUCUCAAUGCUUCCAAUCUAGUGAAAGCCAGUACUACAAAUCAGAGAUUAUGGGCCGAAGGUAUUCGACGGGUCCUACACGAACAUGGUUCCUAUAUUCUUCUAGUCGUUGAACAACUG